Molecule: messenger RNA, 1170 nt
Organism: Loxodonta africana (African savanna elephant)
Lineage: Eukaryota; Metazoa; Chordata; Mammalia; Proboscidea; Elephantidae
Gene: DERL2
Product: derlin 2
Exons: 7
Coding region: 41-760 (239 amino acids)
Biological process (GO): endoplasmic reticulum unfolded protein response
Cellular component (GO): endoplasmic reticulum membrane; Hrd1p ubiquitin ligase ERAD-L complex
Molecular function (GO): misfolded protein binding; ubiquitin-specific protease binding
Source: RefSeq, a predicted model, not a curated record
CUGGCGGAAGGGGAAGUGGGGGCAGGCGGCGGUGGGGAAGAUGGCGUACCAGAGUCUACGGCUGGAGUACCUGCAGAUCCCACCGGUCAGCCGCGCUUACACCACCGCCUGCGUCCUCACCACCGCCGCUGUGCAGUUGGAAUUGAUCACACCUUUUCAGUUGUACUUCAAUCCUGAAUUAAUCUUUAAGCAUUUUCAAAUAUGGCGAUUAAUCACCAAUUUCUUAUUUUUCGGGCCAGUUGGAUUCAAUUUUUUAUUUAACAUGAUUUUUCUAUACCGUUACUGUCGAAUGCUAGAAGAAGGCUCUUUCCGAGGUCGGACAGCAGACUUUGUAUUUAUGUUCCUUUUUGGUGGAUUCUUAAUGACUCUUUUUGGAUUGUUUGUGAGUUUAGUUUUCCUGGGUCAGGCCUUUACAAUAAUGCUUGUCUACGUGUGGAGCCGAAGGAACCCCUACGUCCGCAUGAACUUCUUCGGCCUGCUCAACUUCCAGGCCCCCUUUCUGCCCUGGGUGCUCAUGGGCUUUUCCUUGUUAUUAGGGAACUCCAUCAUCGUGGACCUCUUGGGUAUUGCAGUUGGACACAUAUAUUUUUUCUUGGAAGAUGUAUUUCCCAAUCAGCCUGGUGGAAUAAGAAUUCUGAAAACACCAUCUGUUCUGAAGGCUAUUUUUGACACACCAGAUGAAGAUCCAAAUUACAACCCACUACCUGAAGAUCGGCCAGGAGGCUUUGCCUGGGGCGAGGGCCAGCGCCUUGGCGGCUAAGGCGGCAGUGCCAGCAAUGAGACCCAUCUGGGAAAGACUCGAGUGAAAACCCCACUGGGAUUGUUUUACUCUCUGUGUUGCAAAAGUGUGGACACUUUUGACAGCUUUACAGAUUUUAAUUCAAGAAGCACUUUAUGAAAUGGUACACUGAUUAAUCCAGAAGACCUUUCCAGUGGUUUGCCAGUGGUUCCUCACUACACUCGUACAGAAAGUGUAAUCUCUUCGAGCCACAAAACUGGAGAAACAAGUACCCUGCUGCCUCUAACUAACAAGUACAUGAAUGCUUGAGUUCUGUGGCGUAAGGCGGGGUUUUUUCUUCCUCUUCUUUGAUAGAUGAGGCCGUGGUGUAAAUGGAAGUUUCAGAGAGGACAAAAUAAAACUGAAUCCCAUCUCUCUCUCACUGUAUUAAA